Molecule: messenger RNA, 5825 nt
Organism: Pezoporus flaviventris
Lineage: Eukaryota; Metazoa; Chordata; Aves; Psittaciformes; Psittacidae
Gene: IL1RAPL2
Product: interleukin 1 receptor accessory protein like 2
Exons: 12
Coding region: 467-2527 (686 amino acids)
Biological process (GO): signal transduction
Source: RefSeq, a predicted model, not a curated record
GGCCCCGCCGCAACUCGACGGGCGGCAGCGCCUGCUCGUUCCCCGCCGCGGCGGGAAGCCGCGCUCCGCGCAGACGGGCGGCCCGUGCCACCCCCGCACCAACACCGCCGGCCGCAGCUUCCGCCGCCUCAGCGGACGGGGCCGUGCCGGCAAUGGAGACCUAGCGGGGAGCCGCCGGGAGGUAUCUACAAAAAAGGGCUGGUGCCCAUUGUGGAUUGCUUCCAUCCAGAAUGUUGGAUAGACUGAAAAUUCUUUCAGUAAUAAACAAUUCCAAGUGCAGUGUGUUGGCAGAAGAAAAGACCCAAGAGAAAAGUUCAUGUCAGAAUUGAAAGCCUUGAAAAGUGGAGUGAGGAAAUGGUUUGAAAAGAAAUGAGCAGAAGUCCCCAUCUAACAGACUGUAAAGACAAUGAAAGAAUUACUGUUGCCAUUUCAUCCUUCAUGUAUAGGCUGUCACUGGAAGUGAAAGAUGAAGCCUCUUUUUCUCUUGGUUCUUGUGAUCUGUACUGUAGUCAGCAUGGAUUUGAAGCUCGUGUCAAAGAGGGAUUCUGUUGAUGGUUGCAUUGACUGGUCAGUGGAUCUCAAGACAUACAUGGCUUUGGCAGGUGAACCAGUCCGAGUGAAAUGUGCCCUUUUCUACAGCUAUAUCAGAACUAAUUAUAGCAUGGCCCAAAGCACAGGUCUUAGGCUUAUGUGGUACAAAAACAAAGGAGAUUUAGAAGAGCCCAUUAUAUUUUCUGAAGUUAGGAUGAGCAAGGAUGAAGAUUCAAUAUGGUUUCACUCAGUUGAGUUGCAAGACAGUGGUUUCUACACCUGUGUUCUAAGAAACUCAACAUAUUGCAUGAAGGUGUCCAUGUCCUUGACGGUAGCUGAGAAUGAAUCUGGGCUGUGCUACAACAGCAAGAUCAGAUAUCUGGAAAAAUCAGAAGUCACUAAGAGAAAGACAAUCUCUUGUCCUGAUAUUGAGGAUUACAAAGCAGCCAGUAAAGAGCCGGAUGUGGUGUGGUACAAGGAAUGUAAGCCAAAAAUGUGGAGAAGCGUUGUAAUUCAGAAGGGAAAUACUCUCUUAAUACAAGAGGUCCAGGAAGAAGAUGGAGGAAAUUAUACUUGCGAACUGAAGUUUGAAGGAAAGCUUAUACGAAGGACAGUUGAAUUGAAGGUUACUGCUUUACUCACGGACAAACCUCCAAAGCCAUUGUUCCCCAUAGAGAACCAGCCAACUGUUAUAGAUGUCCAGCUGGGAAACCCGCUGACUGUGGCCUGCAAAGCUUUCUUUGGAUUCAGUGGAGAAUCAGGCCCCAUGAUUUACUGGAUGAAAGGGGAAAAAUUCAUAGAAGAAUUAGAAGGUCACAUUAGAGAAGGCGAAGUCAGACUCCUCAGAGAACAUCUUGGAGAAAAAGAAGUUGAACUGACAUUGAUCUUUGAUGCUGUAGAGGAGGCAGACCUGGCUAACUAUACUUGUCAUGUGGAAAACAGAAACGGACGGAAACAUGCUAGUGUUCUUCUGCGCAAGAAAGAUUUGAUCUACAAAAUAGAGCUUGCUGGAGGACUGGGAGCCAUCCUUCUUCUGCUUAUUUUGCUCGUGACCAUCUAUAAGUGCUACAACAUAGAGUUAAUGCUGUUCUACAGACAGAACUUUGGAGGAGAUGAAGCAGCUGAUGACAACAAGGAAUAUGAUGCAUAUCUUUCAUACACCAAAGUGGAUCCUGACGCGUUAGAUUGUGAUAAUAAUGAAGAGGAGCAGUUUGCACUUGAAAUUCUGCCGGAUGUUCUAGAAAAGCACUACGGAUAUAAGCUCUUCAUUCCGGAUAGGGACCUGAUUCCUAGUGGAACCUACAUUGAAGAUCUCACAAGAUGUGUUGAACAAAGCAGAAGACUCAUUAUCGUGUUAACUCCAGACUAUGUUCUCAGGAGAGGAUGGAGUAUAUUUGAGAUGGAAAACAGACUUCAUAAUAUGCUAGUCAGUGGAGAAAUCAAAGUUAUUUUGAUUGAGUGUACUGAAUUAAAAGGGAAAGUGAAUUAUCACGAAGUGGAAUCUUUAAAGCACACCAUCAAACUUCUCUCAGUGGUCAAGUGGAAAGGACCAAAAAGCAGCAAACUGAACUCUAAGUUUUGGAAGCGCCUAGUCUUUGAAAUGCCAGGGAAGAAAAAGGAGGUGGUGUCUCGACAUCAGGUCCUGGAUUCUGCAGAGCAGGGCCUUUUUGGAGACCUCCAGACUGUACCCUCUCUUGCCGUCACAGGCACUUCUGCCACAUUAGUAGAAUCACGGGCUGAUUUAACUGAUUGCCAUCAAGCAGACUCUGUGCAUAUGAGACAUUACUGCAGAGGAUAUGAAUAUGAUGUGUCAGCAGCAACAUUGCCAAUAGCUUCCAUAAGCAACCAUCACACGUACUGUAACAUACCUUUGACACUGCUAAAUGGACAGCUACCUCUUAACACUGCCAUGAAGGAUCCCCAGGAGUUGCACAGGAACAACCCAUUGCUACCUUUAUCAGCAAAGGAGCUUAGCUUCACCAGUGAUAUUUGGUAGUGAAGAUCAGAACUCUUGAGAUGCUUCAUGACCACCAUGAAGACACGUUUUUAAAGAACUUUGCCCUAACCCCAUGGGGUUAGAAAACACUCGAAGCAGCGGCACACUUGUUUGCUUUUCUACUUGAACUUUUUUGUUUACAGAUUAUGACAAAGGGGGCAUUCUUUUGUAACUCGGUGAUGUCCUUCCUGUCUUUUAAUGUACAGUUUUAUUGCUUCUUUCAAAAGGAGGAGGGGGGGUAGAAAAACCACAACCCAUCAUUUUACAGUAGGUUUACAAUCAGGGAUGGAUAAAAGGUUACUGUGUAUGAUCUCCAACAUCCACACAUAUUUAAGUAAUAGUAUUCAAAAUACACAGAAGUUCUUGGGUUCUUCAUAAAGACUUCAGUACAGUUUGAAAUUCUAAUCAUGUAACGAAAAGGAUUAUCUCCUGCACAGACCGCAAGAGAUGAAUCAUUCCCAAAAGGAAGGGGGAGGAAACCUCCCGGUAACAUUGUCUCGCAAAUGCAUUUUAGAAGAUGACCAGCUGAAACAAUGCAGAUGAAGCUUUAUCAGUAAAGUGCAUAGUAACAGUUACUGCAGAAUAAAUCACCUGCUCACAACAGCAUCUCUUCAUUUUAUAACUGAGGCAUGUUGUAUUCCUAGUCAAUGGUUAGCAAUGUGGUUUUAUUUAACAACUUACUCAUGUAUUGGAGGAUGUUUAGGAGGAUUUAAAACACUUUUUCUGUUGAUUAUAGAGCAUUUCACGAUUUUUUGCAGAUUUUUAAUGCCUUUUUUUAACAAUUUAAGUAAAAAAUUAUCUGUCAGUUCAUUAAUCUGAAAUUUCUUAAGAUGUCUUGAGCUCUUUUAAGAUUUGUAGCAAAGGCAAUGUAAUUUUACAUAGGAUUUUUUUUCCAGUAUCAGUAGUUACAGUUUGAAAUUAACUUUUUUUGUGAGAACAUCAGCAAUAGAAAAUAAUUAUCACAGCAAUAUUCAGAGACAAAAUGUUGAAUUAUUCAGGUUUAUUGGUAGUAUGACUUCAAUUUCAGUGAUAAUCACUGGAGAGAGUUCCCUCUCUGUGUUUAUCUACCUGUCAGUUUAUGUACCUUUUAAAUACAGCUGGAGCAGGAACGUUUCUGCUGUCUGUGCAAUGAGAGAAAAGUGAUCUUUUUAAGCAGCUGGUAAGGUCUUGCAUCUCUCCCUUACAUGAAUGUUCCCAUCAGUCAAAUAGGGCACUGUCGUUUACUUUUCAUGGGAGACAUUCUUGCUGCCUGUGGAUGAGAAGUGUUAUACACAUACUCAGCAUCAGGCAUUACUGUCAGCGAGUUGAGUUUUCUUUUUACCAGUAUGUCUCAUGGAGAUGUCCGAACUCAGUUGAUUAAAGGUUGCAGAGUCAGACCAUAGAGAGUAUUCAAGGCAAAAGCUCUAAAUAAUGAAGACAGAAGCCAGUUUUGCAGGUUUUGGCACAGCUUUAAUGGAAACACAGUAGACAUGAGAGUUUUGUCUCAAUAAGAUCUGCUGUAUCAAGUUCCCAAAAAUAUUUUUAUGGCAGGCAACCUUGCCUGUAUUCCAGUGUUUUUAGCAUUGUUCUCUUUGAUUGCAUGAAUAAAAGUUAGCACUCUGCACUCAGCUGCCUGUGGUUUCAUCAGCAAACAAGUUCAGUAAAUCCUUGAUAUGGUUCCUAAAUUGCACCCUACAGCCAAAUGGAAACAAACACUGACCUAAGACUUAAAAGUAUCCAGAAUUGGCCCAAGGACUAUGAGAAUGAUCUCAAAUGUGCAAUAAUUCAUAGAGGUCGGAAUUUUUCCAUUGCUUCUUUCCCUUGUUCUUCAGUCUGUGCCCUCUUUACACCAGUUAUUGUCUGUAAGAUUUUUAUUAGGUUCUAAAUAAUAGUUGUUCUCUUGAUUUUUUCCUAGCAUUAUUAUGCCUUUGACACUAACACUGAAAAUGGAAAUCUAGAAAAGAUACUAUUACACAGUAUAGAACUCUAACUUGCUCUUUUGUGAAGUUAAGUUCUGAACAUAUAGGUGUUUAAUAUACCAAGAAAGUGAUUUUACCUCCAUUAUAAAUCUCUGUAUUUCAACCUCCUCCCAGAAACUUACAAAAUUUGCACUGUUUUCUAAGUGUUACAGACUGUGUUUACACUGGCUGUGUUCUUUAAUGCAAAGUGUAAUUUAAAAAAGAAAAAAAAACAAAACCCAAAAUGAAAACCCUGCAUGAAAAGAGCUGCAUAUGUUCAAAUGAAAAGCUGUACUUUUCAUUAUUUUCCUUUCCACAUUCCUCGAGAAUCUGGUUAAUUCACAUAGAAUGUUCAGUGAGAUUUGAAACCUACUCGUUCUGUAUGAAGCAUGCAAACUCCAAAAGAAGAAAAACAAAUACCUAUGCAGGUUGGUCUGCUUCUUUUAUUUAUAAUGACUAAAUAUGGGUAGCAAGUUAAUUUACCUGAUGAUAAUGUCUCUUAGAGCAGUAGCUAUUCAAAAGCAAAAUGCAGUCAUGUUUGCAUUGAGGUAAUAUGAAAAGAACAGUUUUUCUGUCAUUUUGCAAAAGCACAUGAUGUGUCUGUAUUGGUAUCUUUUAGUUUUAGAUGAGAAGUCACAAUCUGCUUUAAGAUUUCAAAGUGUGUAUUGAGUACUGCGACAAUAUAUACAUGAAUCAGAACCAUUGUAACCCCUCUGCUUGUAGUAUGGGAAUGGGACCUGAGCUCAGAGAGCCUCUCGUUGACUCGGUUUUGUGUAAUAGAGGUGUGCCAUGCUCGAGGUAGCACUUAAGGACUUGGAAAAAUACUGUCAGACAGUGCAGUGCAUCCAUCAGUGGGACUUGGGUGGCACAGAGACCAGGAGCUUGUCCCAGUGUGAAAAUGCACUCCAAAGCAACUCCCCAGUGGGGUCAGUCCCUUGUGAGACGGCAGUGACAGCUGAGUCAGGGCCUUGGUGGCAAAAAUGUGCUAGCUCAUUCAUGUGAAAUAGAAAUAAAAGGGCAUAAGGGCAUUUUGCAUUCCUCUGACUCACCAAAGCCUUGUACUUAUUCAGCUGGAUUUAUUGGGGAAGAGGCCAGGGCACUGCCCUGGCAGUGGUUGGUGCUGCCUCUCACUUGUGCAGCCCUUGCCAGCCCCGGUGUUAGGCUGUGCCCUCACAGGGAUUAAAUCACCAGCAGCAAACUUGCAGCCAUGUGGGGCUUCUGGUUUGGGAUGUUCAUUUUGAAGAUGGUUUGUUAUGGUGUUUGGAAACUACUGUUUGUGUACUUACCUUUGUGUGUGAUGUGCUUCUGAAGCAAUUAUGGUUUGAAGGUUAUAUAAAAAUGAGCUAGAAAUUGGAAACCUC